Messenger RNA from Kazachstania africana CBS 2517, 1272 nucleotides. It is a transcript of the gene POS5, whose product is annotated as NADH kinase. The record is from RefSeq and is a predicted model, not a curated record. Gene Ontology annotation, biological process: NAD+ metabolic process; NADP+ biosynthetic process. Lineage: Eukaryota; Fungi; Ascomycota; Saccharomycetes; Saccharomycetales; Saccharomycetaceae. Gene Ontology annotation, molecular function: NAD+ kinase activity. Bases 1 to 1272 code for a protein of 423 amino acids. The transcript has a single exon.
AUGAACAUACUAUACUGCUUUGAAGCAUGUCAACGAGGAAGAGUUAUAUCAAUUGUCCCAAGAUUAGCCCGUAGAAGUUUACAAACUGCGGAAUAUCCCUCUACUCUCUUCAAAGAAACUUCAAAAUUUGUUAAAAUCAAGCCCGUAAGGGACUUGAAGCUGAGUAAUGCCCCAGAUUACAUAUCUUCUCCAAAUUCUAAACUACACGCUUUGUUAUGGCCAGGUUCUCUACAGAAUGUUUUAGUCACCAAGAAACCUUGGUCCUGCGCUACGAAAGAUGCGAUGAUAACCUUUAUCAACCAUCUACAUACGACAUACCCAGAGAUAAAUGUAAUUUUGCAGCCAGAUGUGGCUGAGGAAGUUUAUCAGGAUUUUUUGACAACAGCAAAUAAUGACCCAAACAGGCCUCAUAUGUUAUACUCAGGAACCACAGAUGAAAUUACGAGUAAGGCCGAUCUAUUGGUUACUUUAGGUGGAGAUGGCACAAUAUUGCAUGGUGUCUCUAUGUUCAAGUCUCAAGUGCCCCCUGUAUUAGCAUUUUCUUUAGGAACGCUAGGAUUUCUUUUACCUUUUGAUUUUAAAGAGCAUAAAGAGAUCUUCAAUAAAGUUUUAAAUUCAAGGGCAAAAUGUUUACACAGAACAAGAUUAGAAUGUCAUGUAAUUAAAAAAAAUGAUGGCGAAUCUUCAGUUAUCCAUGCAAUGAAUGAUAUCUUUCUACAUAGAGGAAGUUCGCCUCAUUUGACAAAUCUGGAUAUUUUUGUUGAUGGUGAAUUCCUGACAAGGACAAUUGCAGACGGUGUUGUUUUCUCCAGCCCAACUGGUUCUACAGCAUACUCACUUUCAGCAGGUGGAUCUAUAGUGUCCCCAUUGAUUCCAUCCAUCCUUUUGACCCCUAUUUGUCCUCGUUCUCUUUCAUUUAGACCAUUGAUAUUACCUCACUCGUCGCAUAUUAAAAUUAGAGUUUGUUCGAAAAUGAAUGAGAAGACCGGUAAUAAUUCUGUAAAUAUAUCUGUGGAUGGAGUAGCCCAGAACGACCUAGAAGUAGGUGACGAAAUCCAUAUCGUUAAUGAAGUGGGUACAAUUUAUAUUGAUGGUACACAAGUUCCUCCCAGUAAAAAGUUAGCAGAUGAAACUCUGCCGAACAGUACGAGUAAGCAAAGAGCAGGAAUAUAUUGCAUAGCCAAGUCAGAAAAUGACUGGAUAAAGGGAAUCAAUGAUUUAUUAGGAUUCAAUUCAGGCUUUCGUUUUACACGUAGAAAACAAGAUAACUAA